CAAUUGGUACGCGGCAAGGCAAACCAUAUGGACUCGGGGGUCGGUCGUGUAACGUCCACAUACACAUCUACUAACCCAGAGCUGUAUUUCCGCGAUGCUAAACGCAGGACUGACUAUGUUCUUGCUUAUCGGUUUUCUACAUCGAAAUAUUAUGAUCGGAAUCGACGUCUGCUGUUUCUCAAUGAGCUAGCAAAGCAAAAAAUAGAAAUUGAAGUUGAAGAUUCUAAUGGUAAUCUAUUGGGUGCUACUGUAUCAUCAAAUGAAGAUGAUUUUUUAUCAUUAACAAUUAAACCAUCAUUUUCACAUGUACAAACUAGUGCAGUAGAUUUACAUUUAAAUGAAAAUUGUGCAUUGCCAAUGCCUACACCACCAUCUUGUAAUGAUGAUAAUAAAGCGCCAGAUAAACCAACAGAUACAAGUCCACCAUCAUGUAUGGAUCGUUAUCGUCAACAAGCUUUAGAUGAUAAAGCUAUCUUGAUAACACCAGAUAAUUUAGUAUUUGUUAAAUUACAUGCUUCAUGGGAAGCAAUGACAUAUUAUGCAGAAUAUUUAAAAAUGCGUAAACCAUUACGUCAACUAGCUUAUGGUUGGAAACUGGAGAAUUCAUCAUCAUCUAAACCUUCUGUUAUGAAAGAUUUUCUUAAAUGUAUACGAUUAGAUGAAAACAUUAUCAAACGGAUGGAUACAUGUUAUACUUGGCCAUUUUCAUUGAAUAGACAAUAUUUAUUUGAUAUACCAGAAAAUAGAGAUGAAUUUUUCACACCAGUUGAACGUGCUCUUGUAUUAGAUUAUAUUCUACGUCGUACUGGUUAUAAAUCAGAGGAUUUAGUCAAUGUAGACGUUGUAUAUGAUCCUAAUAAUAGUGAUAGUGAUAUAGGUCAUAAUGAACCAAGAGAUGAAACUGCAUUGUCAUCAAAUCAACCUAAUUCAUUGUAUGUAAUGGCAACAAAAAAUUUAGGCAUUACAAAACUAAUUUCCGAUGGAGUUUUUACAGCUGCUUAUCCAUUACAUGAGCCUGCUGGUAGUACUUUACCACCGACUGAAUUUAAUAAUCGAAUUUUACUUCAACGUUAUUGGGCUUCAUAUAAAAUGUUAUUUAAAUGUCAACCUAUCAGUUAUAUUCGAUAUUAUUUCGGUGAAGCUGUGGCUUUUUAUUUUGCUUGGCUUGGUUUCUAUACAGCAUGGCUUCUACCGAUUGCAAUAUUGGGCAUUGUUGUUUUUCUAUUUGGAUUGUUGGAUUUAAAAUCCGAUUCGAUUAUUCAUGAAGUUUGUGAUCUUGGUCAUGGUACAUAUAUGUGUCCAUUAUGUAAAUCAUCGAAAUGUAGCUUUUGGACUCUGGACAAAUCUUGUUUACGCACUAAAUUAAUGAGAUUAGUGGAUCAUGAAGGAACUGUUGUAUUCGCUGUGGUUAUGUCUUUAUGGGCUGUGAUAUUUUUCGAGAUGUGGAAACGUAAACAAGUCUCAUUAGCUUAUCGUUGGAAUGUAUACACACUGGAACCAAUGGAUCAACCGCCUAGACCAGAAUUUAUGGCAUUAAUCAAUAAAAAAUGCCCUCGAAAAGUGAACCCUUUAACUGGGUAUGUGGAACCUUUUAUUCCAUUUUGGCGACGUAAAUUACCAAUUAUUUUUAUCAGUUUUUCUACUGUUUUGUUAACUGUAUUACUUACAUUGGCUUUUCUUGUCGGUGUAGUUUUAUAUAAAUUAGUCAUUAAAGCAAUUCUCUAUCGUCAUCAUAAUCCAAUGAUACAAAGUAAUGCUGGUAUGAUUGCUACAAUGACUGGAUCAUUUGUUAAUUUAGUUGUGAUAUUCUUUUUAAAAUUAGUUUAUGAUCGUAUGGCUACAAAAUUAACUGAUAUUGAACAUCAUCGUACACAAGUGGAAUAUGAUAAUAGUUUAACAUUGAAAUUAUAUUUAUUACAAUUUGUUAAUUAUUAUUCAUCAAUAUUUUAUAUUGCAUUUAUUCAAGGACCAACUUCAGCUGUACCUGGCAGUGAUCAUAUAUUAAUUCAAUCAACUGGUUGUGAUCAAGGUGAUUGUCUAUUCGAAUUGUUCAUACAAUUAGUUAUAAUUAUGAUUGGUAAACAAGUAUUUGGUUUUAUUCAAGAAUCUUUAAUGCCUGUUCUAUGGAAGUUAUUUUUUAAAUUUCGUGCUAUGAAACGUUCACCUCAUCAACAUGAUAAUAAUAAUAUGAGUGGUACAAAUGUUGCUGAAUACAAUAAUACAUUAGGUAAUGCUUCUAUUGUACCAGCCAGGUAUAGUUUAUUACGUGGACGAAAUAUUCUAUGUCGUGCUGAUUUUAAUAUGCUUGAUCCUGGAUCUAGACCAUUAUUUAAUGAGUAUUUAGAAAUGAUGAUUCAAUAUGGAUUCAUCACUAUGUUUGUUCCUGCUUUUCCACUUGCACCAUUAUUUGGCUUAUUAAACAAUCUGUUUGAAAUUCGUGGUGAUGCUAAAAAGUUGGUUAAUCAAUAUCGUCGUCCAGUUCUUGAAAGAGUUCAAACAAUCGGUAUAUGGUUGUCAAUCAUUACUGUUCUUGCAAGCAUUGCUAUUCGUACUAAUACUAUUGCAACCAUCUUGACAAAUAUUAUAAUGACAGCUGUACCAGAUAUACCGAAACGUGUUAAACAAGCUAUAUUUCAUGAGACAAAUGUUACAAAUGCAAUAAUUUUAAAUGCUGAAUUAGGCAAUCAACAAUACAAUAAUGCUGCAAUUAAUACAAAAGAUGUAAAUUUUCAAAAAAUUAUCACAUUAAAACAACAACAACAACAACAUCAUGAUAGAUUACAAUUGAAUCAACAUAAUUUCAAUCAAUAUGAAGAAGGAAAUAAUGAUGCGGCGAGUAAUGAAUUAUUUUAUACUCAACCCAUUGUUUAUAAAUAUGUUAGUUUUGAAAAACACUCAUCACCAAAUGCUUCAGUAACACAAUCAAUGCAACCUAGUGCGGUUAAUUUACAUAAUGACGCUCCACCUAUUGGAUUUGAUAAUAUUUAAACAGUAUAAUAAUAAUAGUAAUAAUCAUGAUCUAAAAACUGACUAUAUGCAAUAAAUAUGCCUUUUUCUUUUUAUUCAGUAAACAAAAUGUUUUUUUAUUCUCCUUUAUUUAAAAAUUGUCUUUCUUUGCGCACUCACUCCAUUCAUAAAAACAAAAAUCAAUGAUUCAUUCAAAAUUUUUUUAUCCCGCCUCAUUUAUUUAUUGAUCUGCUUAGUACUACUCUAUUCAUUGUGUUAUUUUAUUACUGACUAUUCUCUGUUCUCUGUUCUCUCCUUUUUUUUCUUACCCAAAUUGACUUGUAUAGUAUAAUUUUGUAUACAGACAAUUGACUUAUUUUAUCCAUUCGUUGACGUGUGUGUACACACACACACAUGAUGAUAAUAAUAAUAAUUUUAUUUAAAAUCAACGAAAUUUAUCA
Molecule: messenger RNA, 3407 nt
Organism: Schistosoma turkestanicum
Lineage: Eukaryota; Metazoa; Platyhelminthes; Trematoda; Strigeidida; Schistosomatidae
Source: the annotation of a GenBank genome assembly